CGUGAUUAGGUACGGAUUAUCAUUUACAAUAAACACUGGCGAUACGGGCUCAUGCUCCGUCCAUACAGUAUUCGAACAGCAGUGUUGAAGUUUGUGCCGGCAACACCAGGUCUGUCCACAGGGAUGGUGUUUUUACAACUGACCAAAGCAGGAUAAUAAUCACGCGGGAUGGUGGGGCAGCUGACCAAAACAGGAUAAAAAUCACUCGGGAAUAUCGUGAUUAUCUCGAGAGAAAACUACCACAGGAUGGAUGAAACCUUCCAGUGUCGGUCCCCAGUGGCGAGUACCACCCCCUCCCUUCCUAGCAUACCCCGACCUACAUCACUCAACUUUAAGUCAGAACGUAGCUUUGGAAGUGGUAAACACUCCAACGGCGGUAGCAUGAAACUGCCGAACAGUGCUAAAAUGAGAAAAAAGCUAACAAACGCCAGGGAACAGAGUUUUCGUAGCAACUCGAAGAACAGUGACAGAAACAGUCCGUGUUCUGAGUUAUCAAAAACAUCAGCAGAAAUUCGACGGACGGCGUGGAUGAACGGAAAUGUUUUAGACGAUGGUGUGUAUGAAGAGAAAAGAGAACGACUUUUAAGAACAUCUAAAUUGAAAAAAGAUCUGGAAGUAUAUUUCAAUGUUGAAACGCCAAGUCGAUUAGCAAAACGGACUUGGGUGGAGAGUGAUGACGAGGAAUAUGAUACAGAUCUCGAUACUGACUUGGGUAAAGAGCUGGUAAUUGACGAGAGGACGAAGCAAAUUAAGGAAGACGGCGAGUUCCCGGAGUACAAAAACCUUUGCCGGAAGUAUAAAACGGUACCUAACAGCUACUUCAUACGUCACUCAGUGGAGGAUGAGCUGACCAUGCGGUACCGCUACCUCAGUCCGAAGGAUUGCCGGGCCAUUGGCUGGGAGAUGGAGAAACACUUGACGUUUAAGAAAUUAGACUUGUCAGACAACGGGUUGGGUCCAAAACAGAUGAUAGCCCUAGCUGAAAUGCUGCUCAAGAAUAAAUACGUCAGUGAAGUGAAUCUCUCCAAUAACCCUAUGGGUGGUUUUGGCUCACAUAUCGUAAAGAUCAUUUUACUCAAUAACUCGCAUAUUGCCAAAGUUGACCUGACAGGUAAUAGUUUCGGUAUACAAGGAGGCGAAAAUUUUGCUGAAGUGAUAGAGACAAAUGUGUACCUUAAGGAAAUUCGACUGGGCAGUAACAAAAUCGAAGAUGCUGGUGCUUUAGCAAUAGGACGCGCUCUAGAGACCAACGUCACACUGGAGUACUUGGAUCUCAGCUGGAAUAAGAUUGGGAAACAAGGCGCGGCUAAGAUAGCUGCUGCUAUAAAGGUCAACACCACACUUAAGACGUUAAUUCUAUCUAUGAAUGGUUUGGGUAAUAGCGGGUGUCAGGUCAUGAUGGAUGGUUUGCGUGGAAACGAGGUGCUGACUGCCCUUGAUCUGAGUGCCAAUCGAAUCACGGAUGAUGCAGUGGAAUUUAUAUGUAGAGUCCUGCCCUACCAUCGGUCUAUCGCCUCACUCAAGUUAUCUCACAACCAACUUUCUGCUGAAGGAGCUUUCAGGAUACUCAAACCUUUGACUUCAAAGUUCAAGAAAAAACUCAGCUACCUAGAAUUGGAUGGAACAGAUGUGAACUCUGACCUCAUGGAUAUUAUUGAAAAUUUGAACGCAAGGCGGGGAUUGGUUAUAUCUAUCAAGCGUCCUCCAUCUCGGAGAUCAAGAACCUUGGAUCAGUUGACCCGGGUAUUGUCAGCAAUAAGUAGAUUUUUGAUAAAAGAGGGAUUGGACAUUAAAACAGUGUUCCCGGAUCUGGAGAAGGAGAGAGAAGAGAGCUAUAGCACAUAUGACAUUAUAGAAGUAAUACGGAACUGUGGGGAGGAAUUCAAUAGAACACAGGUUACAGAGCUGAGAAAAAUCUGCAAAGAGCUACGUCACAGGACGUUACUAUUGAAGGAGUUUGAGCAGGUAUACGAUCUGGUUCUGACUGGAAGGGAUCCUACGGCAGAAGAGCCGUUGCGAACACCAUUUGCGGGAAAGCGUCGCGGAGGUCAAUUGGUCAGUUUGCCUCGCCGUGACCCUAACGAACCCGGGAAACUUACUCUCAGCAGCGUGGCCCCAGGGGUUCGCUUUCAGUGAAGUCUAUAGUUCCCUAUCUCAGGGGAUGACGUAUGACCAAUAAGGCGAAAUGGAACAUCCAACUUUGUCACGCCAGUUACACUUGCGGAAUCAAAUGUUGAAAUAACCAAACUAACGUCUUUUUCGUCACGAUUUACAUACUAUGUAUGCUUAUAUCAUACUGAAUGGCAAUAAAGUUAUAGUCGUGUU
Pecten maximus is the source of this 2325-nucleotide messenger RNA. Its product is annotated as leucine-rich repeat-containing protein 74A-like. The coding region runs from base 247 to 2136 and encodes 629 amino acids. Lineage: Eukaryota; Metazoa; Mollusca; Bivalvia; Pectinida; Pectinidae. The record is from RefSeq and is a predicted model, not a curated record. The transcript has 13 exons. Gene Ontology annotation, molecular function: protein binding.